AUUAGGGCGAUAUAUUUUGACUUUUAUUUUGACACAUUGAGAAAGAAUACAAACUUUUACUUUGAUACAAUUUCCUGUAACUUCCUUACCACUUCCUGCCUUGUCAUCAGUUACUUCCUACUCAGUUCCUAUCUGUUGAAAACAGUUAAUACUUAAGAAUUCCUGACCGUGAAAGAUGCUAGAAGCAAAGUCUUUUCACUCUGCCAUGUAAUGCUGGAAUCUUCAGUAAACAACAGUGAAAUGUUAACUACGACACAGACUCCUGGUUAUUGCAUCAGAGUUUAACUUGUUGGAUAGCUUCAGUUGUUACACUGCAGUGAAGACAACACAGUGAAAAGACUGAGAAGUUAGCAUUGAAUAACGAGUCAAGAUGGAAACUACAUCUAAUAAAUCAGGAAAAAGUGGAAGCAGCUUUCAUUCAUCUGCCUCAUCAACCAAUGCUUUACUUCGUGCACGAGCAAAAGCAGCAGCUACUAAAGUGCGUGCCGAAUAUGCUGAGCAAGAAGCCAAAGCUAGGAUAGAAAAAGUGAAAAAAGAGACUGAGGCUGAAACACUAGCCAUCUGCCGUGAAGCAGCAGAAGCUGAAGCCGUAGCAGCUGUCUGGGAAUCAGCAGUUUCAGGAAGCAACAAUUAUAUUGUGCUGGAUGAAACAAAUUCAACAGAACAAAGCAAACUUGAACGGACAAGUGAAUACAUCCAAACUCACUUCCAUUCCACUAACUCCGUCCAACAAACAGCCAUGAAGGCUAGUUCGCCACCAACUCAACCAAUUACCUAUGCCACUCUCAGUUAUAGCCCGAACAACCCCUUUGUUUCACGCCAUCAGCCGCCUGUUUUUUCAUACGACAGCACAAACAAUGUGGAUUUUACAGACUAUGACUUAGACUAUGCGCCACCAGCAGCCAAAGAGUCAGUCAGCCAGAAUCCAUUUACCCGAGAAGGUCCGCGGGUUAUUCCCAAGACUCUUACCUCGCAGAUCAGUGACUUGAAUAUUGGAGCUCCAUCCUUCAACCCCCAGCCAACAAAUACUCAAAGUAUGCCUGCAACUGAACACCUGGCACAAUAUUUAGCUCGGCGUGACCUAGUGAAUACAAGUUUGUACGAGUUUGAUGAUAAACCUGAAAAUUAUCGUGCUUGGCUGUCAUCAUACAAAAAUGCCACUCAAGGACUUGGUCUCACAGCCACUGAGGAAUUGGACUUGAUGACGCGAUGGCUUGGAAAAGAGUCCAGCAACCAGGUGAAACGUCUCCGUGCAGUGCACAUAGCAAGUCCACAAAUAGCACUGGGGAAAGCUUGGGAACGUCUUCAGGAGUGUUAUGCAGCCCCAGAGGUGAUUGAAAAGGCCCUCUUUACCCGACUGGAUGCAUUUCCCAGAGUCUCAGCCAAGGAAAAUCUGAAGCUACGAGAGCUAGCUGACCUGCUUAUGGAAGUGCAGUGUGCUAAAGAAGAUGGCUACUUACCAGGCCUGUCCUACCUGGACACGACACGCGGAAUUGAACCCAUAGUGACCAAGCUGCCUUAUGGACUCCAGGAAAAAUGGAUCUCGGCCGGUUCUAAGUAUAAAGAAGCAAAUGGAGGACGGUUCCCACCGUUUGAUUACUUCACGAAACUCAUAUGCUAUGAGGCCAAGAAGAGAAAUGACCCUAGCUUUGCCUUUUUAAAUACCACCACAAUGUCAUCUGUCAGAGCUGAAGGUGCCUUUCCUAAAACCUUCAAGAAACCCAUUGCAGUUCACAAGAUCAAUGUCACUCCCACAGAGUCAAAUGUCUCUAGUGAUCCGAGUAAGAUCUGCCCAAUACAUGCAAAACCCCACCCACUGAAGAAGUGCAAAGCCUUCAGAGCCGAAACUCUUGAUGACAGAAAGGUAUUUCUGAAAGAAAACGGAAUCUGCUUUAAGUGCUGUAGCUCAACCAACCAUAUGGCAAAGGACUGCACUACAAUUGUUAAGUGUUUUGAGUGUGACAGCACCCGACAUAUCUCAGCUAUGCACCCAGGACCAGCACCGCACCUCACGACUCCUCUGACCUCGCCACAGCAUGGCUGGGAGGGAGAAGAGGUGAACGACACCAGUGAGGUUAGCGCAAGCUGCACAGCAGUAUGUGGUACAGGACAAGUCGGACGGUCAUGCUCCAAGAUAUGCCUGGCAAGAGUGUACCAGAAAGACCACCCAGAGGAAGCCAUCAAGGCCUACGUCGUGUUAGACGACCAAAGCAACCGAUCGUUGGCCAAGUCCAGUUUCUUUGACAAGUUUGACAUCCACACUAAGCCAUAUCCUUACCAACUGAAAACAUGUUCUGGUAUAGUAGACACUUUCGGCAGAAGGGCAUCAGAUUUUAUCGUGGAGUCCCUCAAUGGAAAAGUUAGGAUUCCCUUACCACCACUCACUGAGUGUAAUGACUUACCUGAUAAUCGGUCUGAAAUUCCCACACCAAAUGCCGCUCUGCAUCAGCCUCACCUGUCAAAGGUAGCAGAACACAUCCCAAAGCUGGACCCCACUGCUGAAAUCCUCCUGCUGCUAGGGAGAGACGCAAUCAGAGCACACAAAGUAAGGGAACAAAUAAAUGGCCCCGCCAAUGCACCCUUCGCACAACGCCUUGACUUAGGCUGGGUGCUGGUCGGAGAAGUCUGUCUAGGGAGCACACACAAGCCGAACGUCAGUUCCUUCCGGACGGCCAUGGUCGACUGUCAUCGGCCCUCACUCUUCCAGCCAUGCACAAGCCUUUUGCACAUUAAAGAGGAACUUCACGACAGACUGCCAGGAAACAGUGCCUUACCACCCAGAGCUAAGGAACACAGUCUGGGUCAAAAUGUGUUUGACUGCACGGAACAGGACAAUAAGCUAGCACCUUCAAUCGAAGAUGAAACUUUCCUCAAAAUGAUGGACAAAGACGUCUACAGAAACGAUUCACACAGCUGGGUUGCUCCAUUGCCGUUCAGACUACCUAGGCAACAGCUUCCCAACAACCGCGAGCAAGCACUCAAGCGGUUUGGCUCACUCCAACGCCAAUUCAAAAGAAAGCCAGAAAUGCAACAGCAAUACGUGGAAUUUAUGGGUAAACUGCUGAAAAACAACCAUGCUGAGGUGGCACCAGAGCUAAGAGAAGAAGAGUGCUGGUAUUUACCAAGCUUUGCCGUGUAUCACCCACAGAAACCCGAUCAAAUCAGGGUAGUGUUUGAUUCAAGUGCCCAACAGUCUGGGAUCUCCUUGAAUAACGUGCUCUUGACUGGACCGGAUCUGAACAACACCCUUCUAGGAGUGCUCAUGCGGUUCCGAAAGGACAAGGUCGCUGUGAUGGCAGACAUUCAACAAAUGUUUUACUGCUUCCUUGUGGACGAAAAGCACAGAAACUACCUGCGAUUCUUAUGGUUCAACGGACCAACCUUCCUGCGCAAGCCCUCUGUUCAGCCAGACCCUGCCUCAGUCAUACCUCAGUCAUUCAGCAUAGUCUCACCAGAGUCAGAUGCAGAGGUCCGUCCAGCGGUGAAGAGCUACAUUACUGAUCUACAAGGGAAAGUUCUCAGCACAGAGCGCUUUGAAAGGUUCUCCACAUUCGACACUCUCCAACGAGCCAUCGCACUCCUUAUUCAUAUAGGGAGAUCCUUCAGCACUCCGACAGGCAAGUGCAAGGGAUGGCAUCACUGUGACUUACCUCGUUCAGUGGAUGAGCUUUCCCAAGCAAGAGAAGUCAUCAUCAGAGCUGUUCAGAGGAAUACCUUUGUGAAGGAAUUUGAAGCUCUGGAGAGAGGAAAGCAAGUUCCGUUAAGCAGCUGCCUACGCUCUCUCAACCCAGUCUUACAGGAUGACCUCCUCUGCCUUGGAGGCAGACUGAAGAAUGCAGAUGUGUCCAUUGAACAAAAGAACCCUGUCAUUCUCCCAAAAGAACACCAUGUGUCCUUGCUUCUCACCAGAUACCACCAUGCCCAAGUAAAGCAUCAGGGUCGCCAGUUAACAGAAGGUGCUGUACGAGCUGCUGGGCUCUGGAUCCUGGGAGGCAAGCGGCUCGUUAACUCAACUAUUCACAAGUGCAUCACCUGUCGCAGACUUAGAGGACGGAUGCAGGAACAAAAAAUGGCAGAUUUGCCCACAGAACGCCUUACAACCUGCCCUCCCUUCACGUAUGUGGGACUGGAUGUCUUCGGACCCUGGCACGUCUCCACCAGACGCACCAGAGGGACACAACCUCAGAGCAAGUGCUGGGCCAUACUAUUCUGCUGCAUGAGCUCCAGGGCAGUUCACAUCGAGGUGAUUACCUCAAUGGACACCUCAAGCUGCAUAAACGCAUUGAGGCGUUUCUUUGCCAUAAGAGGACCAGCCAAACAACUGAGGUCAGACUGCGGCACAAAUUUCAUUGGGGCUUGCAAAGAACUUGGGCUGAGUGCAGAUCAACCAGACAGCACAGUGCAGAGGUAUCUGCAACAUCAAGGAUGCUCCUGGGUGUUUAACCCGCCUCAUGCCUCACACAUGGGGGGUUCAUGGGAGCGCCUCAUUGGGUUAGCCCGAAGAAUCCUGGAUUCGACGCUCCGCGAACACAGCACUCGCCUAACUCAUGAUGUUCUGUGCACACUAAUGGCAGAAGUGACAGCAAUUCUGAACGCAAGACCACUAGUUCCAGUAUCGAAUGAUCCCGAGAAUCCAUUCAUCCUCACACCAUCGAUGCUGUUAACGCAGAAAGUGGGCGUCCCACCACCUCCAGGUGACUUCACAGGCAGAGACCUCCUCACGAAGCAGUGGAGACAAGUACAAGCAUUAUCCAACUUGUUCUGGAACCGUUGGAGACAAGUGUACCUGUCAACCUUACAAAGCCGCAAGAAAUGGACAAGGUCCCACCAGAACCUGCAAGACGGUGACAUCGUCCUCCUCAAAGACAACCAAGCUGCCCGCAACAACUGGCCUUUGGCAGUGGUCACAAAGGCUAUUCCAGGAACAGAUGGAAGAGUCCGUAAGGUGGAACUAAAGACAGCAAACCAAGGCCAACCAAAGACUUACCUUAGACCAGUGACGGAAACGGUUUUGCUUCUUCAUAAGAACUGAUGUUUCAGUUGUAGAUCUUAGUUGAAUGUAAUGUUCAUGCUAGUAUAGUGACCUCACAGUGGUCACAGCGGGGAGUGUGUCGCCAUUAGGGCGAUAUAUUUUGACUUUUAUUUUGACACAUUGAGAAAGAAUACAAACUUUUACUUUGAUACAAUUUCCUGUAACUUCCUUACCACUUCCUGCCUUGUCAUCAGUUACUUCCUACUCAGUUCCUAUCUGUUGAAAACAGUUAAUACUUAAGAAUUCCUGACCGUGAAAGAUGCUAGAAGCAAAGUCUUUUCACUCUGCCAUGUAAUGCUGGAAUCUUCAGUAAACAACAGUGAAAUGUUAA
Messenger RNA from Eleginops maclovinus (Patagonian blennie), 5363 nucleotides. RefSeq lists its product as uncharacterized. Gene Ontology annotation, molecular function: nucleic acid binding. Lineage: Eukaryota; Metazoa; Chordata; Actinopteri; Perciformes; Eleginopidae. The record is from RefSeq and is a predicted model, not a curated record. The transcript is spliced from 3 exons. Bases 371 to 5032 code for a protein of 1553 amino acids. Gene Ontology annotation, biological process: DNA integration.